Mercurialis annua (annual mercury) is the source of this 1089-nucleotide messenger RNA. Its product is annotated as GDSL esterase/lipase 7-like. Bases 1 to 1059 code for a protein of 352 amino acids. The record is from RefSeq and is a predicted model, not a curated record. Lineage: Eukaryota; Viridiplantae; Streptophyta; Magnoliopsida; Malpighiales; Euphorbiaceae. The transcript is spliced from 5 exons. Gene Ontology annotation, molecular function: hydrolase activity, acting on ester bonds.
AUGACAUUAAUUUUAUUGCUAAGUAUAUUUCAAUUAGCUAGAUUUGCUUGUGGUGCACCAUUGGCUCCAGCAUUAUAUAUUUUUGGUGACUCUUUAUCUGAUGAUGGAAAUAAUAAUUUCUUGCCAACCGUAGCUAAGGCAAACUUUCUCCCGUACGGUGAGAUUUUCCCCGCGGGAGCUACAGGAAGAUUUACUAAUGGUAGAACUGUUGCUGAUUUUAUAGCGGAAUUUCUUAAAUUAUCGUAUCCUCCUCCAAGCAUGAGCGUAAAAGCUUCAAGUUCGAUUACGGGUGUGAAUUAUGCAUCCGGAGCAUGUGGCAUUCUACCCAAAACCGGAAGUGUUUUCGGAAAAUGCUUGAAUUUAGAUGAACAACUACAUAAAUUUAAAAUUAGGGCAAAAACAGAGGUGCCGAGACAAUUGAAAAGCAAAAAUGAAACAAUAAAAUAUUUGGCAAGUUCAAUUUUCUUAUUUUCGAUUGGAAGCAAUGAUUAUCUAGGGAAUUACCUUGAUCCUCAACAUUUUGAUUCAAGCAAGCGAUAUUCUCCUCAACAAUUUGCUCAGCUUCUUGUUUAUAAACUCUCUCAUGCUUUUAAGAGAGUGUACAAAUUGGGUGGCAGAAAGUUUAUUACAUUCGAACUCGGUCCUCUUGGAUGCAUCCCAGCAAUUGCAAAAACAAUUCCACACAAAGGAAAAUGUAUGGAAGAAACUAACCAAAUGAUUUCACUAUUCAACAAAAACUUAGCUGUAGCAAUUCAGAAGUUAACAGUUUCUCUCCCCGGAUCGCAAUUUGUUUAUGGCCGUAUUAAUGCGCUAAGCUACGAUCUUAUAACUAAUCCAUCUAAAUACGGUUUGAAAGAUACAAGCAAUACUUGUUGCGACGCGUUAAAUAAUGGGACUUCUACGUGCAUUCGUGGGAAAAUAUCGUGCCCUAAUCCGGAACAAUUUUAUUUUUUUGAUGCAUUUCAUCCGACUGAACUUCCAUAUUCAUUGAUAGCAUCUCAUUGCAUCAAUGAUAGAUCAAUUUGUUCUCCUACACUAAAAGAAUUUGUGAAAUUGUAAUUAUUUGAGGAUAGUGAUGUAGGUUGUAUG